CUUUCUCACCCUUAGUCUGUGCAUCCCAGCCUUCCUUCCUAGAUAUCCAUCCCACACCUCUCCAUCCGCAAACAGCUCUUACGGUGGGAAAAGAGAGAGAGAUAGAGUGAAAGAGAGAGAACAGAAUAGUCUUAAACACGUCGGCAUAAAUCUCACACCCAGAGCUCCCUUUCUUCCUUUCCCUCCUGACGGACUUCAUUACUUUAUUUCUCUGCGCGCCAAUGCCCAAUACCACGCCGAAACGAAGGAUUUUUUGAGCAUGAAAAGGAUUGCCAAAUCAUCCGCAAUCCAACAUCACGGACUGAGCCACCAGCAUGAGCACUGGAUACAUAUGCUCCAACAGAAGUUGUUGGUUAGAGAACUAACAAGUCUUGGACCACAAAUACAGCUAAAAGGGGAGAGUCAGUUUUAGGUCUCCACACAAUGGAGCGAGAAUGAACAGAGAGCGGCUUAAAAAAAAGCAUGAACUGGAGGUUUAUUGAGGUCAUCUGCUUCCUGUUUAUAUGGGACCAUAUAACAGUUCAGUCUUCCCGCCAGGACCCGUUGUCCACUGAGCAACAUGUCACCAAACAAUAUGACUGGCUCAUCUCUGACCGCGGACCUUUCCACCACUCUCGAAGCUAUCUGUCCUUUGUGGAAAGAUUCCGGCAAGGAUUUACGACCAGAUAUAAAAUUUAUAGGGAAUUUGCACGUUGGAAGGUGAGGAACACAGCGAUUGAGAGAAGGGACCUGAUCCGGAACCCCGUCCCACUCAUGCCUGAGUUCCAGCGCAGCGUGCGCCUGCUGGGCCGCAGACCCACCAGUCAGCAGUUUAUUGACACCAUCAUUAAGAAAUAUGGAACCCACAUUCUGAUUUCAGCUACACUGGGAGGGGAGGAGGCACUGACUAUGUACCUGGCCAAAAACAAGCUGGACAGGAAGCUUGCCAAUGCUACUCAGAACGUGGAAGCCCUUCAUCAGCUGGCCUCGUCAUACUUCAUUGACCGUGACGGCACGAUGAGGAAGUUGCAUGAGAUCCAGAUUUCCACCAAUGCCAUCAAGGUGACAGAGACACGGACGGGACCCCUGGGAUGCAGUAGCUAUGACAAUCUGGACUCAGUUAGCUCAGUCCUUCUGCAGAGCCCCGAGAGCAAGCUUCAUCUGCAAGGUCUUCAGGUCAUUUUCCCAGAAUACCUGCAGGAGAAAUUUGUCCAGUCAGCUCUGAGCUACAUUAUGUGCAAUGGGGAGGGAGAGUAUGUGUGUCGCAACAACCAGUGCAUCUGCCAGUGCGCCGAGGAGUAUCCCCAAUGCAACUGUCCCAUCACCGACAUCCAGAUCAUGGAGAACACCCUGUUGGGGAUGUCUGAGUCAUGGGCUGCCUCUUAUAAAGACUUUGAGAACUCAGAUGAGUUCAAGUCCUUCCUGAAGAGACUGCCCUCCACUCACUUUCUGCCCAUCAGCAGUGUACAUCUCCUGUGGGGCAGCGACUGGGACCUGCAGGCUCGUUACAGGCUCCUUCAGAGUUCUCUGGAGAUCCAGCGGCUCAAGAUCCAGCGCACAGCACGCAAGCUCUUUGGCCUCAGUAUCCGCUGUCACCAUAACCCCAACCACCAGAUGCCUAGGGAGAGGUCUGUGAUGCAAUGGCUCAACAGGGUUCAGUCCUUCCUCUACUGCAAUGAGAAUGGGUUCUGGGGGACCUUCCUGGAGAGCCAAAGGACGUGUGUGUGCCACACAGGUGUCACCUUGUGCCAACGACCCAUCCCAUGUGUCAUAGGAGGCAACAACAGUUGUGCCAUGUGCAGUCUAGCCAACAUUUCACAAUGUGGCUCCUGCAACAAAGGCUACAAGCUAUACCGUGGUCGCUGUGAGCCCCAGAAUGUGGACUCAGAACGUAGUGAGCAGUUCAUCAGCUUUGAAACUGAUCUGGACUUUCAGGACCUGGAAUUAAAAUACCUGCUACAGAAAAUGGAUUCGCGACUGUACAUUCAUACUACUUUCAUCAGUAAUGAGAUCCGCCUGGAGACAUUCUUUGACCCUCGAUGGCGUAAGCGCAUGUCCCUGACUCUCAAAAGUAACAAAAACCGGAUGGACUACCUCCAUAUGAUAAUCGGUCUGUCAAUGAAGAUCUGCCAGAUGCGAAAUAGCAGUAUUGACCCCAUGUUCUUUGUUUAUGUCAACCCAUUCAGUGGUAGCCACUCAGAAGGUUGGAGUAUGCCCUUUGGUGAACAUGGUUAUCCACGCUGGGAAAAAAUACGACUGCAGAACUCGCAAUGCUUCAACUGGACACUCCUGCUGGGCAACCGGUGGAAGACCUUUUUUGAGACAGUGCACAUCUAUCUGCGUAGCCGUGCUAAGGUCCCAACUGGCCUACGCAAUGACACAGGACAGGGCCCAGUGGAUCUUGGAGACCCCAACAAGCGCCAGAUCUAUAUAAAAAUAUCUGAUAUCCAAGUGUUUGGCUACAGCCUGCGCUUUAAUGCUGACCUGCUCCGUAGUGCUGUGCAGCAGGUUAACCAAUCGUACACACAAGGAACUCAGUUCUACUCAUCCUCAUCUGUUAUGCUCUUGCUACUGGACAUUAGGGAUCGGAUUAACCGCCUAGCCCCUCCAUCUGCACCUGGCAAGCCCCAGCUGGACCUUUUCUCUUGUAUGCUAAAGCAUAGGCUGAAGCUCAACAACAGCGAGAUGAUUCGAGUAAAUCAUGCCUUGGACAUGUACAGCACAGAGAUACUAAAACAAUCAGAUCACCUGACUGCUAAACUCUGUUGAACACAGUAACAUUACCAUAAGAACAGCAAACUACACACAAACAACCAACAAAUGAACUAUGAUACUGAUCUUAAUUUUGUUUCCUCUUUUUAAUUUUUGGACCUUUUCUGCCUUUUAAUGUAAUAUUAACUUUGUAAGAACAGUUCUUAAAGAGAAAAAUGAAAGAGGCAGUGAUGGCGAGUAUUUCAGGCUGAUAAAGAAGAUUAAUGGAACCACCAUAAGGACUGUAUCAUAUUUGUCCCAGCAUGUCUGUCAUUCCCUAAAAGAACUUAAACAAGAGAGAGAAAGAGAGAAAAAAAUGGAAAUAUUAAAUCUAUGUACCGGUGAAAAAGAGGCCUUGAUUUUACUAUGAAGGAUCAAAGGUUAUAUCUGAAACUGCCAUUCUUUACUGAGAAAAAAAAAAACAUUUUUAAAGGAAUAACAACAUAACACAAGGGCAGACCAGAUAUGCUUUUAUUUCAGCUAAUGUGCAAAAUAUUUCAGAAAUAAUGGACAGUUUAAUAUUAAAGACGUUUAUACAUUGUAAGGAUUAAUUAGCCCUAGUGAGUAAGUAGUCAACACAUUACAUAUAGAGUCUUUAUUACAUUUCAAACCCACAGCGAAUCUGUAUUACUCUUUGUGAGUUAUGAGACACUCUGUCAUUGUUCUGACACAUAAGGCACACAGCAGGGCAGUAAUGGAUAUUCAUGUCAAACGACAAAAGCCAGCUGUUUAUAUAUACAUAUAUAUGUGGGUGAAUGUGUGUGUGUAUGUGUGCGUGUGCAAAUGUGCGUAUACCUUUUUUUGGCUUGACGCUUAUCGCUGUUCGUUAAUUGAAUGUGUCAUUUGAGACUGACUCCAGUCUAAGCUAAUUCUUGCAUUUGGAGCGCUUCUUCCCGUGUUUGAAAUUCAAGCUGUGUUUUUCACAAGGCAGUACCUCCUGGUGCGUGAGUGCAAUAUUGUGGUCUGAAGAUUUAACAAUCAAUGCUAUUUUGUACAGCUUUGCAAAAUGUACAUGUUGUGACUGCUGAUUUGUGGAGCUUUUCAGCACCAAGAGCAAAAUGUAAACAUUCAUCAUUCAGGCACAUUUAAGAGAUAACUUAAAGCCAUACACUUCCCUGAGGCAGACAUUUGUUAAAACUAAACUUUCACUUGUUUUACUUAGUAGUUCAUUACACGGAAACCAUGUUCCAUUUGUAUUUUUUUUAAUUCUCUCAGCUGAUUUCAGAUAAGAGCACAGCAAAAAUGCCGAUGACAAGAGAUGGGAUAUUAUGUUGGAUAAGAAUCAUAGUGCAAUGCCAUUGAAUUUCUACGUCGUGCCACAGGAAAAAAACUAAAAAGAAAUAGUCAUAUUAAAACUUAAAGUACCUUUCUGACAGUGUUUAAUCUGUAAGCAUUUUAUGUGUAAAAAUGUCUGUUUUUUCUUUUCAAAUACGAAUUGUAACAUUUCCUUUUGCAUGUUGCUAAAAACAUUACCAGAGCUGUAACUUUGGUUUUAACACCCUCAGUCAUCAAACUGAAAUAUGAAAAACUACCUAUGUAUUGUUGGUCACACUUUAUUUGGGUAAUCUGAUGCUGAAACAUUACUAUUGCUGAUGACUUUUGUAAUUCCAGUCCAUUACUUUCCUGUUUGUCGAUAACAUCAAAGGCAAGGUCACUCAUGUUGUACAACCUAGCUGCCCUGGCCAGACAUGAGCUUGAACUUAAAAAGAGGAGAAUUCAUACUUAGUGUUGUCACAAAACACUGGAAAGUCCUUCGUUCCAGUGCAAAAGCUGCCAGCUCAGUUGCAGGCUUUUAGACAAACAUCUAAAGAAAAAAAAAAACACUGUUACAGUUAUUGUCUUUCAUGUCUGUUAGUAUUUUGAAGUAGUUUUGUUGUUUUUUAUUUUUUGUUUUUGUUUGCUUAAUUUUGUGUUCUUUAAAAUAACUGCUGUAAGAUUAUUUGUGGGAUUAGCUGUAAGCAGAGUUGUGUAAUAUAUUUAGGAACAACCAUGAUGGUACAACAACAAUCGCACCAUAAAUCAGGUUUGGAAUUCUUCUACCGAUUCAGCGCCUCUUGAACACAGUGAUCAAAGCUUGGGGCACUGACUUAAUCCAGAAAUUGCAGUGGCCCUAGAUCAAAUGUUCUAGGCACGUAGCUUUGUCAGCUGCAAAUGUCACUGCAUCCACAAUCACAACUUUAAUAGUCAUCUCUGUACAUUGUUGUCACAAUGUAGGCAAACAGAAUCAUGUCAGACUUUGUGUGAUGUUGAUUAGCCCUAUGUUUUAUUUUACUGUAGUGAGUCUUUCCGUAAAGUCUCUUAAUGUUUUAGAGGUGCUUUGUAAAUAACUUUCGGUGUGUCACGACAAAAUCAGUUGAAUUUGACUGGGUAGUGUGACAAAUACUCUACCAAUUUCCAGUUUAUGGGUAGCUCAGAUGUGGUGGCCAGUUUAGGACAACUAAGGCUCAGCUUGCCCAGCUCAGCUUUAUGUUAUCAAAUGAAUCUUACAGUGCAACACUUACCAGUCCUUAUCAUCAGGCUCUGUCAGGUAAUUAGCUGAACAUCUGUAAAGACCAGUGGUGGUGGAAACUAGGUACAUUUACCCAAGUACUGUACUAUACACAGGACAAUUUUAAGGUAUAGUAUUGCCAUUUUCUGCUACUGCAUAUUUGGACUUUUCAGAGGUGAAUAUUGUACUUUUUACUGCACUGCAUGUACUCGAUAACUUUAGUUCCUUUUCAAAAUUAGAUGAAUAAAACUAAAUACAGUAUAACUUUAAGACUUUAUUGAUCCCCAGCGGGAAAUUCACACGCUACCCA
Molecule: messenger RNA, 5528 nt
Organism: Monopterus albus (swamp eel)
Lineage: Eukaryota; Metazoa; Chordata; Actinopteri; Synbranchiformes; Synbranchidae
Gene: brinp1
Product: bone morphogenetic protein/retinoic acid inducible neural-specific 1
Exons: 8
Coding region: 463-2748 (761 amino acids)
Biological process (GO): cellular response to retinoic acid; negative regulation of mitotic cell cycle; positive regulation of neuron differentiation
Cellular component (GO): cytoplasm; dendrite; neuronal cell body
Source: RefSeq, a predicted model, not a curated record